CCUGCUGCGCACACACGCACAGCAAAAGUGAAGUGAAGAUGCUUCUUCCCUUUCGAUCAGCAGUCCAGCCCGUAAGCCAUUCACUUCUUCUUUUUCUCCUACCAGAGCGCCAAACUGCCCUCUUCCCUGGUAUACAGGAGGAACUUGCCGCUCCGGGGCUUGUCCAGGUCGGAGGAGGCAAGAGAAGGCACCGGAGAUCCGGAGCGCCGUUACCACGAUAGCGUAUCCGUGGAGAGCUACGGGUCGGUAUGGGUGCGCUGACAAAGGGACGUUACCUCUCCAUGAUGGGCCUCCUGCUCCUUGUUUAUUGCACAGUAUCCGUGAUCUCCAAAGGUGCCACAGGGGAUGCUCAGCCUGACACCGUGCCCUCAGUGCAGGGCACCCUGCCGCACUUCAUCCAGGAGCCGGAGGACGCCUACAUCGUGAAGAGCAACCCCAUUAAGCUGCGCUGCCGAGCCGCGCCCGCCUUACAGAUCUUCUUCAAAUGCAACGGAGAAUGGGUGCACCAGAAUGAGCACUUUUCCCAGGAGUAUAAGGACCUCAACACUGGGCUGAGGGUACGUGAGGUGAUGAUCAACGUGUCCCGUCAGCAGGUGGAGGAUUUCCACGGCCCAGAGGACUACUGGUGUCUCUGUGUGGCCUGGAGCCACCUGGGCACUUCCAAGAGUCGCAAGGCUACUGUCCGCAUCGCCUACCUGAGGAAAAACUUUGAACAGGACCCCCAGGGGAAGGAGGUGCCAAUCAACGGCAUGAUCGUUCUGCACUGUCGCCCUCCAGAGGGAGUGCCUGUGGCGGAGGUGGAAUGGCUAAAAAAUGAAGAGCUGCUGAGUUCCCUGACUGAUGACAACAUCGACACCCGUGCAGACCACAACCUCAUCAUCAACGAGGCACGGCUAUCCGACUCGGGCAACUACACCUGCCUGGCCAGCAACAUUGUGGCAAAGAGACGCAGUGCCACAGCCACUGUGAUAGUCUUUGUGAACGGCGGCUGGUCCCUGUGGACGGAGUGGUCGGCCUGUAAUGUGCCAUGUGGGCGGGGUGUCCAGAAGCGAUCUCGAACCUGUACUAACCCGGCGCCUCUCAAUGGCGGGGCUUUCUGCGAGGGCAUGUCUGUACAGAAGAUCACCUGCAACGCACUCUGCCCAAUCGAUGGAGGCUGGGACGAGUGGAGCGAAUGGACCAUAUGCAGCAGUCAGUGCGAGAGGCAGCGGAGUAGGGAAUGCAACUCCCCAGCACCCAGACACCGAGGCAAGAUGUGCGAAGGGAACAGUGAGGCCACUGAGAACUGCACAGAUGGAUUGUGUACCCAGAAUCGAAAGCUGCUACAUGACGUUAAACCUCAAAGUAUGGACAGCUCCAAUGACGUAGCUCUGUACUCGGGCCUGGGAGCCGGGAUCAUCGCUGUGGCAAUCCUUGUAGUGGCCGUCAUGCUGUACAGGAAGAACCACAGUGAAUAUGGCGUGGACGUCAUCGACUCCUCUGCGCUCGCCGGGGGUUUCCAGUCGUUCAACUUCAAGACCACCAGACAAGGCAACCCGCUGCUUCUCAACUCCUCGAUGCAGCCCGACUUAACAGUGGGACGAACAUACAGCACUCCGCUCUGCUUCCAGGACAGCGCAGACAAAGAGCUCUUUGACCCCCUGCCAGACAUCAAGGUCAAAGUUCAGAGCUCCUUUAUGGUUUCACUAGGUGUGGCCGAACGGGCAGAGUUCCAUGCCAAAGCCCCGGCCGAGACCUUCCCGCGGGACCUGAGCCGGGACUACUGCAGUACCGCGGAUGGACGCAAGAAGGGACUGCUCACCCUCAACGGGCCCUUCAGCGCCUGCAAAGAGCAGCUGAAGACCACCGGCGUGUUCGGCUACCCCGGAGGGCGGCUGGUGGUGCCAAACACUGGGGUCAGCCUGCUGGUGCCUCAUGGAGCCGUGGCUGAAAAUAUGUCCUGGGAGAUGUACAUGGUGAUCAAUCAGGGAGAGUCAAGGGAAGUGAUGACGGUGGAGGAGGAGUCCACUUCCUGUUACUGCCUGAUGGACUCGACAAACUGCCACUUGCUGCUAGACCAGCCGGGCUCGUACGCCCUGGUGGGCGAGCCCCUGACGCAGGCUGCCGUCAAGAGGCUGAAGCUGGCUGUGUUUGGGAGCAUGGAGGCCGGCUCCGUGAGCUACAUCCUGCGGGUGUACUGUGUGGAUGACACGCCACACGCCUUUCAGGGAGUGGUGGCUGCAGAGAAGACCAGAGGGGGUCAGCUCCUCGAGGAGCCAAAGUUGUUGCCUUUCCGAGCGAACACCUUCAGCCUCCAGGUGUCCAUCCAGGAUGUUCCCCAGUUCCUGUGGAGCAUCAAACCCUUUACCACAUGUCAGGAGUUCUCCUUCCCCCAAGUGUGGUGCAGCAACCAGCAGCCCCUGCACUGUGCCUUCUCUCUGGAGAGAUACAGCCCUGCCACCGCCCAGCUCUCCUGCAAAAUCAGCGUGCGGCAGGUCAAAGGCCAUGAGCAGAUUCUGCAGGUCUACACGGCUGUGGCCGAGACUGAAAAGGAGUCAGUUCCAUUUUUUAUGCAGACAGACUGCACCAUCACGUCCCAGACGGGGCCCAAGGCCUUCAAAAUCCCCUUGUCCAUUCGCCAGAGGAUCUGUGCCACCUUCGACACUGCCAAUGCCAAGGGCAAGGACUGGCAACUCUUAGCCCAGAAACUCCACUUAGAUCGAAACCUGGGUUAUUUUGCAAAGCAGCGGAGCCCGUCGGCGGUCAUACUGAGCCUUUGGGAGGCUCGCCACCAGGACGGUGCUGACCUUGACUCUCUUGCCAGUGCCCUCGAGGAGAUUGGCAAGAUCCACUCCAAAAGCUCCCCCAAGGACCAGGAUGAGCCAGAGUCUGACUUCAAUCACAUACAAGCGGGCAGUCUGUGUGGAACAGGCAAACUAACAAAUCAGAAGACAGAGGACUCUGCUCCUGAAUAUACAGGCUGAGAGAAAAGAGACAGUGAGUGAAAAUUGAUGAACUAAGGCAUAUAUCUGUGAACAUGCACGGCCAGUGAUGGACAACACGCUGUGGCGGAGUGCUGGAAGGUCAUCAGGUUGUCUGUGAGUAGACGGGGCGAGCAGUCAACAUGCUGACCAAUCGCAACAGGCCGAGGUGAGCCGGUACCUGCUGUGGAUCUACCCCUCUCUUUUAAGCAUCUGUCUGAGGAUGGACUGUAAAUCUUUUUCCGCCUUUCCACUUGGUUUUAAAGUUCUUUUUUAUUUAUUUGUUCCUUAUUUUAAGUAAAAGCUGCCCUUCAGUAUAUUCAUUUUCCAGCUCUGAGGGUGAGUGGGGAGGAGGAGGGGUUGGGGUGGCGGAAUAUUUCCUGAACUUUUGUAAACGAUUAUUUUCUGAAUCUGUGUUAGAAGCAAUUGGGAGCUCCUUUCCCCCCCCCCCCUGGGAUUGUCCCUGCAGCCCCCCCUCCCUUUCACCAGUGGUCCACAUGGCAGCUGGACAUAUUUGCAUAGAAGUUCUUACAUGCAAAUAAGAUGAUACUGUGGCGUCAAUCAGAGAUCUAUUUCCCCCUCCACACACACACAUCUAUCCCUGUGUCCACGAAUGAAUGAGGACUUAAUAGCUACUUUCUUGACGUCCAAUAUUAUAUUUUUAAAAGGAAGCUGCUGAUUGCUUAGAUGUUGUGAUUGUGAACUUUCAAAGCCAAGUAUCUUUAAAUUCAUCCCCCCAAAAAAAUCUAAACAUCUAGUAUUUUGGCACUUCUGAUAGACAGCCAGUGUUGUAAAAUCAUUUAUACACCAAGUCAUUAAAAAAAUACCACGUCAGCCCGAGUGUAACCUUGAAGGACAGCAUGGUGUGAGGGUGACUUCACAUGUGUUAUACGGGGGGGAAAAACAUGGUUAUGGCGUAAUGUGUCAGGAGUGAGAUUUCUAACUGUAACAUUACAGUUCAGUACAGUUUUCUCCACCAAGAGAUAGAGAGGGAGGAAGCUGUACAACAUCGUUUCCUCCGCUGAGAGCGUAUCGCUGUGUCUUAUCUCCCAAUUCCCACCAUUAACACCCGUCACAUAGAUACUCAUAUCAGGCUCUGACACACCCAACUGCCCCCACCACCACUUCCCCGCACCCCCAACACUCACAUGCAGACACACACGUUGACAUUUCAUGACCGCAGAGGUCAUGUGCACAUGGACUGCAAGUUUAAAUAAUAUGUCACAAACAAAAAAAGGAAACACUGAUGACGUCAGUGUCAGAAAUACAACAUGCAGUCACAUAUCUGUUCAGAUCAACACCAGACACACAUCAUACAGAAAUAAUGAUGAGGGAAAGGAUGUCCUGGGCGUGUGAGGCUUGAAAUCAAAAAAAGCAAAAAACUAUUUGGUGUCAAUCACUGAGGUAAUGGUAAAUGAAAAGGUGGCCUAUAGUACUGUAUGACAUUGCCAUAAAGGGAGAAGCCACCAAGAUAAAGAAACUCUGUUGUACAUUGAGAAAACCAUUAAACCUUUAACCUGAACACACUCCCUGACUUUGUUAUUGUACCCAGCUGAACCAGUCAGAGCUUUAGUCAGCUAUUCAAGGACACUCAUUGUCAUCGAGGGCAGAAUUGAUUUUUAAUGAAUCAUUUUUACAUUAAAUAUUUUCAGCAACAUGCAGUCUUCAGGCUUAAAUAACAAUGUUCUCUAUCUUUACUUUGCCAGAGAGAUGCAUGCUGGGUAAAUUAGGUCACCCAAAUCAUGCACAAACAUAGUCUUUCACUUAACCCCAGUGGUAUCUAGCCAUGAAAAUAGAGUUGUUCCCCCAACCCCCCCAGUUUUUGAGAUAUCUGCCUCUGAGAUUUCUGCCUCCACCGUAGCGGAAUGAACCUUAAAGGUGUGGUAAACAAUUCUAAUCCAAUACACGUCUUUUUGUCAUAUUCAGCUGGCCGAUCUGGUUUUUGUACUCAGCACUGGCUCUGUAAAUGGGAAACAAACAAAGUGGGCUGCACCCCGCCAUAGAACGCUAUUCCAGCAGUUCUAGCCAUGAUUUGUGUGUCAGUAACGUUAAAUGCACAAAAAUAUUCAGCUUACUUUCUACUUCACCAAGCCAUGCUAUAGCUUUGGAUUGACUUGACUUUGGAUUUUGACUGGCAAACGUGAAUUUCCAAUUUGCUCAUAAAAAGUAGUGGAUGAACAAUGUGGAACAAUAUAUAUAUCUAAAAUAAACUGUAUAUAUAUAUAUACGUUUUUACUCUUGGCUGAGAUGGAAAAAUUGACAUAUCGAUAAAAGCGCAAAAGUGCAAUGGAAACAGUCGUACCCAUAUAAUGUAUAACACCAUAAUUCCAUCACUUUUGCCGCAUUGUUUUGCACACUUUGCAUCUCAACUGUAUUAAGAGUCAAAAGCAGUGAGCUAGAUGAAAACUCUGGCAUUUUUAGGAUAUUAUUGGAUACUAUAACAAAAUCAGAGACCAUUUCUUUAUCUUCAAAUUGGUCCCUCCAACCAUGACUGACUUGAAUAAUUGAUUUACAUAAUUAACAUGAAUAAAGUUAGGUAAAAUCCUUGCUGUCGGCUAAAUAAACUCAAUCCACAAUUCUCAUUUCAAACCCGUUUCUCCCCUCAUUUCUAUUCUAAUUUAAAUGCUGGUUAUUUUUAAGAUAAGGGAGCUAAAUGUGUGAAUGUGUCCCUCAGAGUUUUAUCAAGAAUGAUACGGUUACUUUGAGUCCAUCACUGAGUAUUUCUGACCUGAUAUGGGAAUGGUUUCAUCCUGCCAUGAUAAAGAACCAUUUUUAUUUCGCUACAUCGUCUCUAUGCAUUUCUAAUCAAAUUAUAUUCAUCUUUUAUGUAAUUUAAGCUGGUAAGUGAAGAAAGUGAAAGGUAAUCUUUUUUUCCCCAUGAUGUUUGUUUCCUUAAUUGUGACUGGAUUCUCCUUUUCAUUCCUGCAAAGCAAAGAGUGUCAAAAAUGGAAAUGUGUGCUUUUUGUAAUGCGUAGCGGUGGCUUAUGUUGCAUCGGGAGCAUCCUGUCCGUGCGGUACACCCCAUCACGCUCAACCCUCGUUCUGGAUGUGUUUCAGCUCUGUCUACUGUAUCUCAUAAACGUGUUGAAAUUCUGUUUCUUAAAAGUGAGCUCAGACAUGCACAUACACAAACGUAUUCUCACUGUGUAUAAUGCUUUGGUGUAAGACUAACCCUGUUUCAUGAGAUUAAAAGUUCACUGUUGCGUCAAUGAUUUUCUGUCACCUGAGUCGGUCAGUCUCAUGCUCUUUUUUGCUCCACGCAUGGCCUUUGGCUUCAUAUCACUAUUCUUGUGCCUUGUUUAACUACUGUAAAUGGUGAAUGUUGUAAAGUACAGAUGGGGAUGAAAAAAAAGAACAAUUAAUCAUACUGACAUACAUUUAAAGGUAUUAGUUGAAAAAGUAUUUAAGAUUAUAAUAUUGAAUAGGCUGCAGAGCUUUUCUAGUGCUGAACAUCUAUGUUUGGUAAUGCCAGGGCAGCUUUGUGGUAUAUUGUAACUAUAAUUAUGGACAUUUUGGAUGUUUUCUGUACAGUAGAAUUUGCAAAUGUAUAUGCAGCCUUUUGGAAAUAAAUGUACAGUUUAAAGAUCUCAA
Molecule: messenger RNA, 6551 nt
Organism: Micropterus dolomieu (smallmouth bass)
Lineage: Eukaryota; Metazoa; Chordata; Actinopteri; Centrarchiformes; Centrarchidae
Gene: unc5db
Product: unc-5 netrin receptor Db
Exons: 16
Coding region: 249-2963 (904 amino acids)
Biological process (GO): netrin-activated signaling pathway
Cellular component (GO): membrane
Molecular function (GO): protein binding; netrin receptor activity
Source: RefSeq, a predicted model, not a curated record